AUGUUUAAUUCCACAACACAACUUGCGAAUCAAUUGCCUGUUUUUAAAAGUCAAAACUACUCAGAAUUGAAGGAUUAUUAGGAUUUCUUAAAAUUAAUAUAGAAAUUUCACAUUUAAAAAUUCAUGUUAAAAAGUAAAGAAUAAUUAUAUCACUAUUUAUCAAAUUAGUGUUAAAUUUAAAACUAUAAUUCUUAAUCCGAUUCAGAUGGAGACUCAAGUUAUGAAAAUUAAGGAUCAGGAUAAUAAACAGAGGAUUUGUCUAGGAAUAAAAUAAAAAACAAAUCUGACAAAAUGCAAGCCAAAUAAUAAGAUAUUCUUGAGAAAUAAUAUCCUCAAAUAUAAAGUGAAGAGAUUAAUUUAAAAAACUAAUCUUUUGAAAUUAAAAAGAGUGAUCAUCAUAAAAAAGAAUAAAAUGUAAAAAGAGCAAAAGAAAACACAAAAAAUAAUGAGAUUUUGGAGAAAUUGAAAUCUAUUCCUUUGAUUUAAGACUUCGACGAUGAAGAUAUUAGAUAAAUGGUGAAUGAUUUUCAAUAGGAAGACAAAAAAUAAUCAAAAUAAAGCAAGAACUCAUAAAUUGGUAAGGAUACUAUGAUGCGAGAUGAUUACCAAUAUAAAUGGCCAUAAUGUCGAAUAAGAAUACUGUAAGCUUUGACAAUACUCGUUGAAAAAAAGGUAGCAGUCCCAAAGAUCCUCCAAGAUUUUAAGAUACUUUAGAAGACUUACAUCUACUCUUUGUACUUAAAAGAUUGCGAUGACUUGGCUAAUCAAUUAUGGUAAAAAGUUGGUGAGAAUGUCAGUGCUGAUGAUUAAAUCAAAUACUAUAGAACUAAUUACAAUACAGAUUAAUUAGAAUUGAUUUAUGAGAUGGUUAAACUUGUUUAUGAGAAGAGAGAAUAACAUCGAGAACAAAUAAUAGCUACAUGCUCAGGAAUCAUCUUUUAAAAGAAAUUAAGACAAUUAAAGGAUAAGGUGACUGCCAAAGCCAAAUGUGCAGAUAAGAAAUGCGAAUUAAUAAUUGCCUUUUUGGAAAGAAUAAAUAAUUAUGUGCUGACAGGGCCAAUAAUUAAUAAAUAUCAACAUGGUGGUUGUAGUGAAGCCUAACUUUUACACCAGAAAAUCAUUAAGAAAGCAGCUAAGACUCUGUUGUUCUCUGCUGUGUAACUUGAUGUCCCAGUACCAGAAGUGCUUCAGUACUUGUCUCUGAGAAAGAGCAGAUAUAAUGUAUAAGAUAGGCCAGAAGAAUAGGGGAUAUACAUACUGCCAAGUGUGGAACUAGUGAAAUUGAUUGUUGACAAAUAGGGCAUGGAAACUAUAGCUCAAUAGUUAAAGAUGAAUGAUUUUGACUAUUUAGAUUUUAAGGGUCUUGACUAAUUAAAUUUUGAGCAUUCAAAUAAGAAUAUUGAAGAUAGAGAUGAAACAGUAUUGUAUUCAGUGCUUCAAUUGGUAUUGGAUAAAAUAGAUGAAUUGGAUUAAUUAAGCUUUGUUAUUAACGAUAGGAAAUUCAAGGCUUUGUAAUCGAAACUGAAUGAAUUAUAUAAAGACGAGGUUUUUGGAGAACCGAACCAGUAGCAGGAUAUUCCUUAAUAUGUUGGGAGUGUUAUGAAUAAGGUGGAAUCCUACAUUAAGUAGUCUAAGUCAUAAGAAAGGGGUAAGGCUAAGUUGUGUUGUAUAAAAACAAAGUUCUUUGAUUCAGAAAUAAUAGUAAAAUCAAAUAAUGAGGAUUUAACAACAGAAUAAUUAGAAUUUUGCAAAUAGCUAUUCAUUUUGUUUUUGUCAGAAAUAUCCAGUAAAGACAUAGCAUUUCCUGAAAUUUUGAGAUAUUUUAAAUUUGUUGAUGGUAAAUUAUUCUUUGAUUUCAAUUAAAAAUUGAUAGGAAUUAUGUUGUUAUGUAAGGCUAUAAGAUAGUAUUUCAUUUCAUGUAUGGAAAUGGAGAACGAAUUUGAGAAGCAAAUCACAGAUGACAAUAAAAUUAUUAUUAAUUCAGUUCCAUUGUUGAAAUUGAUAAUAAAGGAUGAAUUCUUGCUUGAAGCAUCUGAAAUAUUCGCUAAGCAGAUUUCCAUUUUAUGCCAUCAUAAGGAAGAUUUGAUCUUAGAUAUAAGGGAGUUGUUCAAGUACUAGCCCAUUUGUGAGAUGAUCAAAUUACAGGUCACAGAUGAUGAAUACGAAGAUACGAUCUUAGAUCUGAAGUGUUUAUACAAGUUUAUUACGGAAUAAAAUUCUUAUCCAGAAUGA
This is a messenger RNA of Paramecium octaurelia, 2232 nucleotides long. NCBI's taxonomy places the organism in Eukaryota, Ciliophora, Oligohymenophorea, Peniculida, Parameciidae. The record is from the annotation of a GenBank genome assembly.